GGGGGAGACCGGCGCGGAGGAGCGCUCUGUGGUCUUCGCGGGGUCGGAGCAGCAGCGGCGGGAGAGAAAAAGGUUGCCAACAAGAGCCUUCUGGACAACUGAGAAUCACAAGCAGCAUUAAAAAGGAAAGCAAAUCAAGCCAGCAAACAAAUCUUUUCCACUUUCUCCAGAGAACCCCAAAACUCCCCAGCAGGUGACAGACGAGGGAGAGAAAAACCAGAAGAGAGUUUUUGAGCUGCAAAGAAUUAUGUGGAACUCAAAUAUUCCAUGAAAAGGUCAAGGGGGAUAAUUUCCAAAUUCUGAGAAAGAGGGAAAUAUCUGGAAGUCAGUGGGGAGGAAGAGGUCAUCUGGAUAGCUGCAGAGGGCAGAAAGUAACGCAAACCUCACCCUGUGAGGAAGGAAACAGUCGCUUGGAUCAAAGGACCACCAAAGAAAUCGUUUUGAUCUCCUCGAAAAUCCAAGAAUAUCAUUGGUGGAAAAGCCCCACAGAGGUGUAUAUAGUGGGAAAAGAACAGAUUACAAGUCACAGGUGAUUAUGCAUGAGAGAACCCACACUGGCAAGAAGCCCUACCAGUAUUCUAGAGGUGGCAAAAGCUUUAUCAAGGACACCACCCUGGUGAAUCACAGCAGGACUCACACAGGGGGGAAACUGUAUGAGUGUCCAGAUUGUUCGAAAAGUUUCAGUUGGAAGUCUAAACUGGUGAAACACCAGAGGACUCACACAAGAGAGAAACCGUAUGACUGUCUGGAUUGUGGGAAAAGUUUCAGUCGAAAUUGCAGCCUGGUGAUGCACCAGAGGACUCACACAGGAGAGAAACCAUAUGAGUGUCCGGAUUGUGGGAAAAGUUUCAGUCAAAAUUGCAGCCUGGUGAUGCACCAGAGGACUCACACAGGAGAGAAACCGUAUGAGUGUCCAGAUUGUGGGAAAAGUUUCAGUCGGAAUUCCAGCCAGGUGAUGCACCAGAGGACUCACACAGGAGAGAAACCGUAUGAGUGUCCAGAUUGUGGGAAAAGUUUCAGUCAGAAUUCCCACUUGGUGAAUCACCAGAGGACUCACACAGGAGAGAAACCGUAUGAGUGUCCGGAUUGUGGGAAAAGUUUCAGUCAGAAUUCCCACUUGGUGAAUCACCAGAGGACUCACACAGGAGAGAAACCAUAUGAGUGUCCAGAUUGUGGGAAGAGUUUCAGUCGGAAUUCCAGCCAGGUGAUGCACCAGAGGAUUCACACAGGAGAGAAACCGUAUGAGUGUCCAGAUUGUGGGAAAAGUUUUAGUCGGAAUUCCCAUUUGGUGAAUCACCAGAGGACUCACACAGGAAAGAAACCGUAUGAGUGUCCAGAUUGUGGGAAGAGUUUCAGUCGGAAUUCCAGCCAGGUGAUGCACCAGAGGAUUCACACAGGAGAGAAACCGUAUGAGUGUCUGGAUUGUGGGAAAAGUUUCAGUCGGAAUUUCAGCCUGGUGAUGCACCAGAGAACUCACACAGGAGAGAAACCGUAUGAGUGUCCAGAUUGUGGGAAAAGUUUCAGUCGGAAUUCCAGCCAGGUGAUGCACCAGAGGACUCACACAGGAGAGAAACCGUAUGAGUGUCCGGAUUGUGGGAAAAGUUUCAGUCAGAAUUCCCACUUGGUGAAUCACCAGAGGACUCACACAGGAAAGAAACCGUAUGAGUGUCCAGAUUGUGGGAAAAGUUUCAGUCAGAAUUCCCACUUGGUGAAACACCAGAGGACUCACACAGGAGAGAAACCGUAUGAGUGUCCGUAUUGUGGGGAAAUUUUCAGUCGGAAUUCCAGCCUGGUGAUGCAUCAGAGGACUCACACAGGAGAGAAACCGUAUGAGUGUCCAGAUUGUGGGAAAAAUUUCAGUCGGAAUUCCCACCUGGUGAGACAUCAGAGGACUCACACAGGAGAGAAACCGUAUGAGUGUCUGGAUUGUGGGAAAAGUUUCAGUCUGAAGUCCAACCUGAAUUCCAGCCUUGUGAUACACCAGAGGACUCACACAGGAGAGAAACCGUAUGAGUGUCCAGUUUGUGGGAAAAGUUUCAGUCAGAAUUCCAACCUUGUGAUACACCAGAGGACUCACACAGGAGAGAAACUGUAUGAGUGUCCAGAUUGUGGUAAAGAUUUCAGUUUUAGCCUCCGUUCACGCCUGAUCGUCCACGAGAGGACUCACACGGGCGAGAAACCUUACACGUGUUCGGAGUGCGGACGGAGCUUCAGUGUCAGCUCCAGCCUCAUCGCGCACCGGAGAACCCAUACGGGAGAGAAGCCCUACAAAUGUUCCCAUUGCGCAAAGAGUUUCAGCGUGAAGUCCGGGCUGAUCGCUCACGAGCGGACCCACACGGGAGAGAAACCCUACAAAUGUCUGUACUGCAGCAAAAGUUUCCGCCGCAACUCGGGCCUCGUCAGCCACCAGAGAAUCCACACGGGAGACAAGCCGUACCAGUGCUCGGUGUGCGAGAAAAGCUUCAGCGAUAUCUCCAACCUCAUUACCCAUCACCGGAUCCACACAGGGGAGAAACCCUACAAGUGUUUAGAGUGUGGGAAAAGCUUCAGCCAGAGCUCGUACCUCAACAGCCACCAGAGAAUCCAUACGGGAGAGAAGCCGUACGAGUGCUCCGAGUGCGGGAAGACCUUCAGCGUCAGCUCUCGGCUCCGGAAACAUCAGAGGAGCCACACCGGGGAGAGGCCUUUUGUCUGCUUGGACUGCGGGAAAACGUUCAGCGAGAGCUCUGACCUCCUGGCCCAUGAGCGGGCGCACACAGGGGAGAAGCCCUACCGCUGUUCCUUCUGCGGGAAGAGUUUCCUGCGCAGCUCCGAGGUAGUGAGCCACGAGAGGAUCCAUACGGGCGAAAAACCGUACCAGUGCGGGGAGUGCGGGAAAAGCUUCAGCGUCAGCUCCCGCCUGAGUGCGCACCGGAGGAUUCACACGGGGGAGAAGCCAUUCCAGUGCGUGGUGUGCGAGAGAAGCUUCAGUUACAAGUCCCACCUCAUUACUCACCAGAGAAUCCAUACUGGGGAAAAACCUUUCCAGUGCUCCAUCUGCGGGAAGAGUUUCCGCGGCAGUUCCAGUCUGGUGGCGCACGAGCGGACGCACACGGGAGAGAAACCAUACCGGUGUCUGGACUGCGGGAAAAGCUUUACUCAGAGCUCAAACCUCAUUAGUCAUCAGCGAAUCCACACAGAGGGGAAUUCCUGAGAUCUCCCUCGGAUGGACCUCUGUGGAUAAUCAGUGGGAUCUCCCUUUUCUGAAGGAGACAUUGGU
Messenger RNA from Candoia aspera, 3259 nucleotides. RefSeq names its product zinc finger protein 850-like. Lineage: Eukaryota; Metazoa; Chordata; Lepidosauria; Squamata; Candoiidae. Gene Ontology annotation, biological process: regulation of transcription by RNA polymerase II. Gene Ontology annotation, molecular function: DNA-binding transcription repressor activity, RNA polymerase II-specific; RNA polymerase II cis-regulatory region sequence-specific DNA binding. Bases 536 to 3193 code for a protein of 885 amino acids. The record is from RefSeq and is a predicted model, not a curated record. Gene Ontology annotation, cellular component: nucleoplasm; nucleus. The transcript has 4 exons.